AGAGAACAGUUCAUCAGAGUUAAACUCUAGGGACGUAAAUAAGGUUUGGGUUCAGUUUCUGGUUCUGUUUGAAUAAAAACACAUUAACAAGAAAAUAGAAUAAGGUAUACCCCUAUGGUAAAUGGGCCAUGUUUAAUACAACUUUACUAGUACUUUCUAUCCAAGUAAAAACUACAUAGAUUUACUCUUAAAAUUCUGAUGCUCCAAAAUCAAAAUACUUAGCAGCAAACUAAUGAAAGAAAUCUGGUGCCCUUAGUUUUCUGCCAAAAAAGUAAUUAUUUGGCAUUGUGAGAGUCUGCUUAGCCAAAGGAAAUACAUUUUUUUAAAAAUGGAGAUAGAAGCUGGUGGCAAAGAAUUAUUAGGGCCAGAAACAGUAAAUACCAUAUAUUUUCGCAACAUGCUAUUUAGGGUACUGAACUCUGAUUAACUGAAAUCUACUUCAUUGGUUAGAUUGGCAUUAACAUCCUGAGUCAAAUUAGCCAACCACAUCUUCAUAAGUUCAACAAACUCAGCUACUUGAUAAAUACACAUCACUGGGAUGGAUAAGAUGUGCAUAACAGUUUUUCUGUAUAAGCUGCAGGACAGAGAUUUUGCUCUCUUUAUACUCAUGUCAGCAGUUCUGCAAGAAAGAAAUAUGCUACCUAGAUAGAUGACCUAUAGCUGAAGAGUGCAUUCUCUUGAAUAUGGGCAGAGCUCUGCAGAAUCCAAUAUAAACAAUGUCCCUUCAGACUCCUUUCCCAACAAUACAUUUGAGGGUGGAGAGAAUUUCUCUUCAGACUUCCUUCCUUCCCCAGUGUAUACAGGAGAAAGCUUACGGGGGUUUCUAUGAGAUUCUGAAAUAUUUUGUUGCUCCCUUCCUGUCAACUUUUAAAUUGUAAGGGUAAAUAAUAGUGAAACUAUCCAAGAUUGUGGGAGAAACAGGCGAGAUUUUUUAUUUUUUAUAAUAUGAGAUUGAUGUUUAAAUGUUGACACGUUGACAACGUGGAUGACUACAGAUUUCCUUAUUUUUGUAUUGAUUGCUAGUUAAGGAUGUGAUUGGGACACAAGACAUUCUUCCAUAGAGAAAAAAAACAUCUGGAUGAGUAUUGUGUCCUUUGGACAUUUAGCUGAAGCUCCCUGUUCCUUGCUGCAAUGCACACAUUGGCAUUGUACUUAAAGGGCUUCAUUAGCUUGCAAUUAGUUUCUGCAGAAAGGAGAAAAUAACUCAGAAGUAUGUAUACAAUUACAAACCACAGCAGCAAACCAUUGUUUACAGCCUAGUACUACUGUCUUGAUGUGUGCAUUGACACCAAGAAUAAAAUAUCUAACCAAACCUUGGCUCUGCUGCCAUAGGACAUCUGCACUGUAGAAGAACAUGCUAAAUCCAAAUCACCGAGGAGUUUUAUGUAUUAAAAGAAAGUUAAAUUACUUUCUUUGCAAAUCUGUAUUGGAGGUUUUGUGUCAAGCCAUUUCCAAAACUAUAUCGGCAAAAAACUGACUUUAGACAUGUAAUUCCCUUAGCUGGGGAAAUCUGGGAGUUGAAAUUAUCAAAUUUGUAAAACACUGGAUUAGUUUGGCUUUUGAGCAAUUAUUUUUAAAGGGCUGCAGUUGAUAAUAACCAUCUGUCAGGACAAUGUAGCUUGUGGAAAUGGCUUUAGAUUAUUCAAAUGUAAAACUGCAGAGUAUUAUUGUUUUAAAGUCUAUCAAAACCAUGAAAUAAAAGAAAGUGCAAUAUCAUGGCCUGGAUCUCAAAAAAAAAGUGAUUUUUUAAAUCUAACUAAUUGGCAUUCAGCCUGAAACAUACCUCUCUUUAAGCUGAAUUAAAAGGACAGGACCUAACUGAAAAUAGGAAACUGGUUUAAAUUGCUGGAGUUACAACCAUAUUUAGUUUCAGUUGUGAUCUGUAAAAUUGUUUACCGACUAUACUUUGGAUAGAUUUGUAUGUUUAACAACAAAAAUGAAUACAAAUAAUGUGUAGGUCCAUUGAAACCUUUUGAUGGGUCAGGACUCUAAGAAAGAAAUCUACUAGGAAGUCCUGUUCAUCUUGUAAGAAAUAUGAGCUCAUUACAGGAGUAACAUUUGAAUAUUUGCAGAACAAAGUUUUAAAGCAAUUCCGUUUAAUAGUUUUAAUGUCAAAAUGUCAAAACUUACUGGGAAGUUAAACAAUCCAUUUAAUUGCUUGUUAAAAAAUACUAGGGUUUUUUUUUUAAAUAAAAAAAAUCUUCAGUUACAUUGUUGCUAGGCAGCUAGGGGAAAGAUUACACUAGAGAAGAUGAAGAGGUGAUCAGGUGGUUUUCUCUGUCCCUUGCUGAUCGAAACUGUUACAGAUGGUCUGGCAAACUAAACUGAACUCAAUGGUAUGCCCCAGAAAAAGGAGAAGAGAGCAAAUAAAGAGGAAGCAGCAACAGGUCUUACAAACAUUAACACACCACAAAAGAAACGGCUUUGGGCUAUUUUCAUCAGAUUCUGGUCUACUUGUCAGGACCCACAUUUUAAAAAUCCAGAAGCUAUAGUAUAAAACAAACUUUUUAAUUCCUGGCAACCCUACUUUAAAGGCCUACUUUGUUUAGUUAAAAGCAUUGGCAGGAGCCAUCAAGCUACAGUAGCACCAAUCUUUGCUAACAGAAAGGAGGAAAAAACUAAAAAGAUAGCAAUUAAAAUUCCGUCUUGGUUAUAUAUUUCAUCCUUUAAAACAUUUGGUUAAAGAUUACAUUGAAAGCCUGCAGCACAUACCUAUUAAAGCAAUUGUGCAGACUGCCUUGGUUAUUACAUUUCUGAGAAUGCCAAUGGCAGCAACUGUCUGGAGUUCAGAAAAGGAUGGAGACUCUGUGGAAAGUAAUAAAAACAGCGAAGGUCCCAAUAGCACAGCAAUUCCUGAUGGAGGAUGGGGCUGGCUGAUUGUUCUCAACUUUUUUCUAGUAAAUGUAUUUGUAAUUGGAACACUGAAAAACUUUGCCAUUUUCUUUGUGGCUUUUCAAGAAGACAUUGGUGGCUCUUCUGAACAUGUCAGCUGGAUUGGUUCCAUUAUGUCCUCGCUUCGAUUCCUAGCAGCACCUCUGGUAACUACAGUGUGUGAAGUGCUAGGAGAACGGAAAACUUCCUUGUUAGGGGCUCUCCUGGUUGGUGCUGGUUUUCUUAUCAGCACACUGGCCACAAGCAUUCCUUUUCUUUGGGUCUCUAUGGGACUCCUAACAGGGUUGGGUUUUUGUCUGUUAUAUCAGACAGCUGCCGUCAUGAUAGUUAAGUACUUCAGGAAAUAUCUGGCUUUAGCCAAUGCAAUUGGCCGCUCGGGAAUGGGGCUGAGUGUUGUGCUAACACCACUUGUUCAAUUCCUGAUAGAAAUGUACAGUUGGCAAGGUUUCUUAUUGAUAUAUGGCGGCAUCAUGUUGAACCUUGUACCUUCUAGCCUGUUACUACGGCCAGUUCAUAAGAAAAAAACUAGAGACAUAGGUCCUAAAAGUGAAGGCCAAAUGGUUGUACUAAGUAUGUUUCGAGAAGCUUUCAAAGGCAGCCUAGAUAAAACCUGCACCAGAGAAUUGAACAUACUGGAUCCUCCCAAUCAAGAAUGUGCUAAAUCAGACAACCUGCAACAGUCUAAUAAUUUAGUCUCAAUUAUCUACAAGUUUUCUGGAAUGCCACAGAAAAACACUUGUGUGGAUGCCUAUAAGAAUGAUAACCAAACUGGUGAUCAAAUUUGCAUCCGAUCAAAUGAAGGAAAAUCCAGGGUGCAGUCUUUUAUCCAGAAGCAAUGCCAUCUUGUUGUCUCUCACCUGAAAAAUCCCUUCUUCCUUAUUUUCACGUGGUCUUUUCUCUUCAGUCAGCUUGCCUAUUUUAUCCCAACUUUCCACCUUGCAGCCAGAGCCAAAACAUUGGGUAUUGAUCCAAUGGAUACUGCUUACAUCAUAUUAGUAGCUGGGAUAGUAGAGACAGUCAGUUUACUAGUCUCUGGCUGGAUUGCUAGUCAAAAGUGGACUAAGACAUACCAUUACCAUAAAACAUACCUCAUUCUUUGUGGGCUCACUAAUCUGCUGUGUCCUCUGGCUACAACCUUUCCAUUACUUAUGAGUUACUCUGUAAUUUUUGCCAUUUUCAGUGGUGGAUAUCUUGCAUUGCUGCUUCCUGUGCUGGUAAAUCUUGUAGGUGCAGCCAGAUUUCACAGUGCCUUGGGACUUGCCUCAUUCAUUUCUGGGUUUGGAGUUAUUGUUGGACCUCCUAUAGCAGGUUGGCUGUAUGAUUACACACAGACGUAUGCAUGCUCCUUCAUUUUGGCUAGUAUAUGUUUCCUUGUUUCAUCCAUUUCAUUUUUCUUGGAACCUUUAGCCCAAAAAUGGAGACACGAAAGUUGAAUCCACUAUAUCAGCAGACAAAAUUCUGCAAUUCUCCAAAGCUUGAUCUUGUAGAAAUUAUAAAUUUUCAACAAUAAACUUAAUUAUGGGAUAGUGGCUACAAGGUGUCUUUCAAAAAUAUUCUGGAUAUUCUGGACAGCUAUAAGCUAUGCUGUGAUUAUAUAUUGCUGUAUCGUUGCAUGUGGUCAAAUAGAAGCUGCUCAGCUAUUUGUUAUGGAUGCUUUGAUUCCUGCAAUCACCAAAGAGUCAUGGUCAAAACGGCUUCUUUGAAUUGUUGUUUCAUUUAGCCAAUUGUGUUCGAGUCUGAAAAUUAUUGCAGUUAUUAUCCAAAGCAAAUGGAAAUGUUAAAUUAGAUAUCCCUUCUCGUACCUUGACAGCUGCUUGAUCAAUAGUCCAAAAUAGAGGAACAGGGGAGAUGCAAGUUUAAG
This is a messenger RNA of Pseudonaja textilis, 4753 nucleotides long. The record is from RefSeq and is a predicted model, not a curated record. NCBI's taxonomy places the organism in Eukaryota, Metazoa, Chordata, Lepidosauria, Squamata, Elapidae.